GCCAGACCAUCUCCAUUUCCAUUCUGUUCAGGAACCCUUAUUUCUGUAAUUUCAGAGCUCGCUGCCCUUGUUUGUUGAUAUUGGGGAUUUUCUGAGGAAUCAAGAUUGCACCUUUACAUAUCUUCUUGCAAUCUGAUCGUCGAUUGGAGUUUCACUUUCUCCGUUUAUUUUUUUUCUGGAGGGUUUGAACUGCUCACCAUCUGCGGCAAAUUGGGGCUAAUUUUUGAAGGGGGUAAAAGCCCUAAGGUGUGAAUAAUGGCCCUGACCGUACUGCUCCUGGUGAUUAUUCUUAAAACUGCCCACUUUGCAGAGGCUGCAACGACGUCGUUUCUGGUUAAUUGUGGGUCGAGCUCCAGAAGUGUUAAUGUCGACGGAAGGGCAUGGGUCGGCGACGGAGCUCCCGGGACCAAUUUCACCCUCAGUGAUCCCGGAAUUCCGGCCAACACCACCGUCUUCAAUGGCGAUUCAAUCUAUCGACCUCUGUACAGCACUGCGAGGAUUUUCACUGCCAAUUCAAACUACACCUUUCGAGUUCCCAACGGCGAUUACUUCCUGAGGCUCCAUUUUUACCCCCUGGAAUUCGACGGCUAUGAUGUCAACAAAUCCUCCUUCUCCAUCGAGGCAAAUGGAUUGAAACUGGUUUCCAAUUUCAACGUCCCGACGGAGAUUCAGGACAGGAGUUCCAACCUACAAUCCGGAGCUGCUAAUUCGACGUAUUUCUACCUGUUGAAGGAAUACUUCUUCUCCGUCCACAGCAGUUCAAUCAUCGUCAAUUUUGUUCCCUUGGAAGGUUCGUUCAGCUUCAUCAGUGCCAUAGAAGUCGUCACGGAUGACAGCAAGCUGUUCACUGAUAAUCCGGUACGAAGAGUCAACAAUGGCGGCAACGGCAAUGCUUCGUUGAACUUGAUAGGACGAGGGGUUGAAACAAUGCAUAGAUUGAAAGUCGGGGGAUUGCCUGUAAAACCUUCACAGGAUUCCUUCUGGUGGAGGACAUGGGAAGCCGACGAAGGCUACAUGAUCAAUGCCGCUGCAGGAGUCGAAAUCAGGAACAGGUCGAAUAUUUCCUACGCAGAUCCGAACAGCACGGUGAUGGCUCCUCUUGCAGUGUACGAAACCGCGAGAUCUUUGACGAACAAUGCUGGAGUUUCGGAGAAGAGAUUCAACAUGUCGUGGAAACUGGAUAUCGAUCCGGAUUUUGAUUAUCUUGUCCGGCUGCAUUUCUGUGAGCUGUUGUACGAUAAGCCAAACCAGAGAGUUUUCAGAGUGUUCAUCAACAACAGAACUGCUUCAGAUAAUUUCGAUAUCUAUGUUCGAGCUGGAGGGAUGAACCGGGCGUACCACGAGGAUUACCUCGACUUUAUCUCCUCCGAAAGCAAUACUCUUUGGAUACAGCUCGGCCCUGACACGAUCACGGGCUCUGCUGGGACGGAUGCUCUCUUGAAUGGUUUGGAGGUUUUCAAGCUUAGUCGGAAUGGCAAUCUGGCGUACGAACGAAAGCAGGACAGUGUUAAAGGGGGGAGUGGAUCGCGUAGUUUAGUUCUUUGGAUUGGAAUUGGAGCAGGUAUAGCUUCGAUCACCAUUAUUGCAGGCGUAUUCGUGUUGAUCGUGUGUUGCUGUAAGAAGAAAGACAGGAAAACCGAGGAUGGCAAGAAGAAUGCUCAUGGCUGGCGCCCUUUGUUUCUUCACGGAUCUGUUUUCAACAGCACUGCGAAUGCAAAAGGGCCGAAUGAAGUUGGUAAUAAUGCCAGAUCCGGGCGACGAUUUGCCUUAACUGAGAUUAGAUCAGCCACGAAUAACUUCGACGAAAGUUUAGUGAUUGGGGUGGGUGGAUUUGGGAAGGUGUACAAAGGGGAGAUUGAUGAGACCACUCUCGUGGCGAUCAAGCGAGCCAAUCCACAGUCUCAGCAAGGUUUGACAGAAUUCGAGACGGAGAUAGAAAUGCUGUCUAAGUUAAGACACAGGCAUUUAGUGUCGUUGAUUGGAUUCUGCGACGAACAGAAUGAGAUGAUCUUGGUGUACGAGUACAUGGCGAAUGGAACUCUUCGGAGUCACCUGUUUGGGAGCGAUUUGCCGCCAUUGAGUUGGAAGCAACGGUUAGAGAUAUGCAUCGGUUCUGCUCGGGGGCUUCAUUACCUUCAUACGGGUUCGGACAGGGGGAUCAUCCACAGGGAUGUUAAGACAACCAACAUACUAUUGGACGAAAAUUUUGUAGCCAAAAUGUCUGAUUUUGGGCUGUCGAAAACAGGUCCUUCUCUGGAGCACACACAUGUCAGCACGGCUGUGAAGGGGAGCUUCGGUUAUCUUGAUCCUGAGUACUUCCGAAGGCAGCAGCUGACUGAGAAGUCGGACGUGUACUCGUUCGGUGUGGUCUUGUUUGAGGUUGCCUGCGCGCGAGCAGUUAUUAAUCCGACGUUGCCGAAAGAUGAGAUCAAUCUUGCAGAGUGGGCGUUGCGGUGGCAACGGGAGGGGUCGCUGGAUAGCAUUCUGGAUGCAAAGCUGAGAGGCGAUUAUUGCCCAGAGUCGUUGGUGAGAUUCGGGGAGGUGGCGGAGAAGUGUCUGGCGGACGAGGGGAAGAGCAGGCCGACCAUGGGAGAAGUUCUGUGGCACCUCGAGUAUGUGCUGCAGCUUCACGACUCGUGGCUGCAGCUGCAGCAGAAUGACGAGCCGGGGGCUGUCGUGGUGGACAUGAGUUUGAUUGCGGAAUCGGAAUCGGAAUCUUUGAAUGAGAAGUGAAGAAGACGAAGAUGAUGAUGAUGAUGAAUCAAUCAAUGUCCGUUCCAUUUUCAAGAAGAGAUUACUACAGAUGAUGCUUGAUGCUGGAAUCGUUCAUAAUCAUUGCCUUUAUACAAGAUUGAUUAUAUAUAUAUAUAUGUGUAUAUUGUUCAUUGAUUCUUGGAAGAGGUUUUCGAUGAGAUCCGGUGAUUCUUUUGUUCAUAAUUGUUUGGUUUAGCGUGAGGUUUUUAUAUCAUUUGGUUCGACUCUCGUAUUUAAAUUUGUGUUUGUUCA
Molecule: messenger RNA, 3006 nt
Organism: Andrographis paniculata
Lineage: Eukaryota; Viridiplantae; Streptophyta; Magnoliopsida; Lamiales; Acanthaceae
Product: probable receptor-like protein kinase At1g30570
Exons: 3
Coding region: 256-2733 (825 amino acids)
Biological process (GO): protein autophosphorylation
Cellular component (GO): plasma membrane; plasmodesma
Molecular function (GO): ATP binding; transmembrane receptor protein tyrosine kinase activity
Source: RefSeq, a predicted model, not a curated record